AUAUCUGCGAGGACCCCCGCCUCUUUGUGGAUGGCAUCAGCUCCCACGACCUGCACCAGGGCCAGGUGGGCAACUGCUGGUUUGUGGCCGCUUGCUCGUCACUUGCCUCCCGGGAGUCGCUGUGGCAAAAGGCUCCAGCCCACUUGAGUCCUUGGCGUUGGCGGCGGCAGCAGCACUUGGGCCAUGGCGGAGGACGGGCCCCAGCAGCUGCAGCUGGAGAUGCCGCUGGUCCUGGACCAGGACCUGACCAGGCAGAUGCGGCUACGCAUGGAGAGUCUGAAGCAGCGUGGGGAGAAGCGCCAGGACGGGGAGAAGCUGCUGCGGCCAGCAGAGUCCGUGUACCGCCUGGACUUCACCCAGCAGCAGCGGCUGCAGUUUGAGCGCUGGAAUGUUGUGCUGGAUAAGCCGGGCAAGGUCACCAUCACGGGUACCUCGCAGAACUGGACGCCCGACCUCACCAACCUCAUGACGCGCCAGCUGCUGGACCCCGCUGCCAUCUUCUGGCGCAAGGAGGACUCGGAUGCCAUGGAUUGGAACGAGGCUGAUGCCCUGGAAUUUGGGGAGCGCCUGUCAGACCUGGCCAAGAUCCGAAAGGUCAUGUACUUCCUCAUCACCUUCGGCGAGGGUGUGGAGCCCGCCAACCUCAAGGCCUCAGUGGUUUUUAACCAGCUCUGAUGGCAGCCGCCGGCUGCUGCCCUCCUCUCACCCACUGGCAUCCUCCCCUUCCCUGCCUCCUUCCCCCUGUAUAUUUGGGGCCGUUCUCACUGCUCAGCUUGUCCUCAGCUUGCCCAGAGGCCCCCUAAGUCCCACGCCCUUCCUCCUCUGCUUCUGCCUGGUGUCAGCAUUCGGGCUCACAGGAGGAAGAUUCCAAGGCUCUGUAGUCUAGAAGCAGGACCAGCCACUGCACUGCUGUAGAUGACAGAGGCCUACUCGGGUCCAUCGUGCAUGGAUGGGGAGGCCAGGGCCAUCUGCCUUAUCUCUGCUUCACUGUGGGAGAGAGAGACUGAGAAAGACCAAGAGAGACACAGAGACAGAGACUGAAAAACCUGGCAUCCACUUCCUCUAGGGUCGGGGAGAUGGAGGUGACGGGGAAGUCUCCCUGGGGAGUCCAGCAAGCUGGCGCUCACUGCCCCCUGGCCUUGGUGCCCCUUGCUGGAGCCUGUUUCUGGACUGCUGGUCCCAUAACACCUUGACAGCCCUCAGGAUGUGGGGCAGGGUUGCUGCAGGGGUGGAUUCUGGGAGUGGAGAGUGGCUGGCUCCCUGGAGGCUGUGUAGGUCCAGCUCUGGCUAUUCUGGGCCUGACUUCAGUGUGGAGAGUGAAGGGGGAGGUUACACAGAGAUCUGUCUCUACAUACAUGUAUCCAUGAGAGAGAGUGUGCUGUAUGCAUACGGAUAUAUUCUAGGGGUCUAUUUCUGCCCAAGGAACAGGUGUAAUUUUAGAUUAUCUGUUGGUCAUUGCUGGUUAAGGGUGGCUCUUAACAGGGGCCUGGUCCUGAGGACCUUGGCCCCGGGGCUUUCUGAGCUAGGAGACAGCAGUUCAGGCAGUGAAACAGGGAGUGGGUUAGUAAAGGGGGUUCCCUUUGCCUGGGGGAAUUUGAAUGGGAGGGUCCCAGGCCCUGGAGCUGGAGAGAAUGGAUUCUCUGGGGUCUCAAGUGUCCCUUGCUGGGGAGUCAGGCUAUUUUGAGCUUGCAGGUCAGGGAAGGCAAGGACUUCAUCCUGAUGCAGCAUCUGUUGUCAUUUCUUGGGCUUCUUCAGUGUAGCAGAGGGGGCAGGGGGAAGGCGUGGGCAGUUUCGAUGUCUGAUGGUCAGAAGCGGGCUGCAGGCAGCAGAUGGAAGAUGAGAUCAUUGGGUGCAAUUCACUCACCAAAAAAUGGGGAAACUGAGGCACAAUUUUCCUCAGAUUCAGCUCUGGCUCUGAGAAUCAUUCCUCUUCACAUUGCACAGGCCCAGAGAGCCCCCGUUUUCAGGGAGUGCCCGACCUGCACCUAACAUCAGCCAGGUACAGCUAAGCCACUGUCCCCAGGACCCUGACUUAAGACCAGCCAUGUGUUUUGUCCUCACACAGUCAGGGAUGUGCCCAAGACAUUUCCCCUCAUGAAGCAGAGCUGUCAAGUAACUUGGGGUCCUGGAACAGAUGUACUGAGGGUGGGAGGGUCAGGGCUGCCUGCUGCGGCUGGGGCUGCUGGAGGGAGGAAUGCAGGCUGGAGCGGCAUGCUGGAGCUGAGAUUCUGUGGGUGGGAGAGUAGGAGAGUGGCUGUGGGCUGAGUGCUGGUCCUUUCUCACUCAGCUCUGUUCUGGGACAGGCUUGAAGAAGUCCCGGCUGACCAUGCAGGGAGGCCAGGCGCGUGUGCAGUGGCCCUGCCCUUCUGCCUCUUUGCUUGAGCUCGCCCUGCAGCUCUGGGACCCUCUUAGUCCCGACCGCUCAUCUCCCCAGCCCAUCUGUCCCAGAGCCUGAGUGCCUCUGUUGUGCCCACCGCAGGUCCCCAAUAAAGCCUGUGCCCUGGC
This is a messenger RNA of Callithrix jacchus (white-tufted-ear marmoset), 2505 nucleotides long. It is a transcript of the gene OMP, whose product is annotated as olfactory marker protein. Lineage: Eukaryota; Metazoa; Chordata; Mammalia; Primates; Cebidae. Gene Ontology annotation, cellular component: neuronal cell body; cytosol; nucleus. The record is from RefSeq and is a predicted model, not a curated record. Gene Ontology annotation, biological process: sensory perception of smell; signal transduction.